AUGACGCGACCCAACGUCCGCCGGAAGUGCAGGGCGCUCCAGGGACCCGGCGGCCUCGGCGUCUGCUGUCCAGAGCUUCGAGAACUGGGUGCUGCAGCGCCACACUGGAGUGGCUGCACCGCCGCCGAGAUCAUGGUGUUCUACUUCACCAGCAGCAGCAGCAGCGGCAGCGUUAACUCAUCUGCUUACACUAUUUACAUGGGAAAGGAUAAAUAUGAAAAUGAGGAUCUAAUAAAGUAUGGCUGGCCUGAAGAUAUUUGGUUUCAUGUGGACAAACUCUCUUCGGCUCAUGUAUACCUUCGAUUACAUAAGGGGGAGGACAUAGAAGACAUUCCAAAGGAAGUGUUGAUGGACUGUGCCCAUCUUGUGAAGGCCAACAGCAUUCAAGGCUGCAAGAUGAACAACGUUAACGUGGUAUAUACACCGUGGUCUAACCUGAAGAAAACAGCUGACAUGGAUGUGGGACAGAUAGGCUUUCACAAGCAAAAGGACGUGAAAAUUGUGACAGUGGAGAAGAAGGUGAAUGAGAUCCUGAACCGAUUAGAAAAGACCAAAAUGGAGCGGUUCCCAGACCUAGCAGCAGAGAAGGAAUGCAGAGACCGUGAGGAGAGGAAUGAGAAAAAAGCCCAAAUUCAGGAAAUGAAAAGGAGAGAAAAGGAAGAGAUGAAGAAGAAGAGGGAAAUGGAUGAACUUAGGAGCUAUUCAUCACUAAUGAAGGUUGAGAAUAUGUCUUCAAAUCAGGACGGCAAUGAUUCAGAUGAAUUCAUGUGAAUGGAGAAAUGGACCUUUUAAAGAUGCGAAUUUAGGGACGUUGCAGACGUUUUAAUUUCAUCCAUGUUCUGAGUUACAAA
Molossus molossus (Pallas's mastiff bat) is the source of this 851-nucleotide messenger RNA. RefSeq names its product coiled-coil domain containing 25 (gene CCDC25). NCBI's taxonomy places the organism in Eukaryota, Metazoa, Chordata, Mammalia, Chiroptera, Molossidae. The record is from RefSeq and is a predicted model, not a curated record.